Messenger RNA from Aspergillus neoniger CBS 115656, 891 nucleotides. RefSeq lists its product as uncharacterized. The record is from RefSeq and is a predicted model, not a curated record. The transcript is spliced from 3 exons. Bases 1 to 891 code for a protein of 296 amino acids. Lineage: Eukaryota; Fungi; Ascomycota; Eurotiomycetes; Eurotiales; Aspergillaceae.
AUGAAGUCGUUAUUCCUAUCUACAGUGGCAGGCCUCGUCUUCGCAGUGGGAGCGUCCCCGAUGCUUGCCGCCUCGUCGAUUGACCACCACGCUUCGAAUUCAUUGAAGGGUGACUGUGACCGAGCGUGCAUGGCAAUUAUCGUCGAUCAGGUUCUGGCUUCCAUGGUAGCUACGGAAAACUCGCACCCCGCAGCGCUCGGGAUGAUGACCGCCUGGCGAACUGUCACGGAAGCAGGGCCACCCAGUUUGCUCGCAAUCGAUACCACACAAGGGUCGGCUUAUUUUGCCCUGGACGUCAGCGAAGGCAGCGACACGGAAAGGUCCAUCCUCAGGGGCCGAGUCAAGGUCGUCAACCAGGAGAUCACCGAGUUGGAACUAUUCAUCAAUCGCUACCGCGGGGACCACGGCUUCUCCUUCUCAGCAGCCGAGCUUCCCAGCAAUUAUGAGGCCUUGAUGUCACCGCCAGAUAAUCGGACGAAGGCGAGUCGGGCAGCAUUGACAGCUCUGAGUGAGGCCUUGUUUGCUACUUCAAGUAAUAUGUCCGUGAGUGUCGACGACAACUGCCAGUUUACCGAAAUUGGCUGGAAGGUCAUCGAUACGGGAACAUACAACAAUGAAACCACCACCCCGCUCAGUUGCAGCUGGUCUUCAGAUCAUCCAACGGAUGAGAAUGCGCGUGUCGGUUUAGUCAUUGAUGAAGAGUUGGGCUUUGUUGAGGCCCAAAAUGUGUGGUUGAACGAGGUGAAAGCACGGGGUGUCAAAGGGCUUCUUGCUCCCACUGAGGCAACGGGGGAGGCCCUUGAGGUGCUACAAUACUACAACGAUGCGCUCCAAGCCAUGCAGAUUAAUGUGUACAUGAGCGGUCCAAAUAUGACAUCGGCCUGGCUAUAG